This is a messenger RNA of Capsicum annuum, 3837 nucleotides long. RefSeq lists its product as uncharacterized. Bases 409 to 1116 code for a protein of 235 amino acids. The record is from RefSeq and is a predicted model, not a curated record. Lineage: Eukaryota; Viridiplantae; Streptophyta; Magnoliopsida; Solanales; Solanaceae. The transcript has 2 exons.
UCCUUCGUUCUUAAUCUCUUUCUUUUGCUGUAUUUUUUAUUUUUCUUCACACUUAUGUUUUUCAUUCAUGUAAGUGUUUCAAUUUUUAGCAGACUUCUUCUAAUUGUCUUCUUACUUCUCUGAAAUUUAUGAUUGAUGUCAUAAAUUGUAUUUUUUGUCAGACCCCCCACCAAGUAUAUAAGUUUUUGCAUGCAUUACUCAAGUAUCUAAGUUUCGACAUAUUUAUUACAUUGUCUUAACAAGUAUUGGCUUUAGUUCCCUAUUUUUUCUGUGGUAUAUAUUGUUACUAACUCUACUUUUGGAGUUUGUCCAUUUCGAAGAAUCUGAAAUGUUUGAUUGAACCAGAAUUCGGUAGGGCUCGAAUGCCGCGAAGCUUCGGGUGGUACGGUUACAGAUCCAAACAAAGCAAUGGUACACAGAAUUAGUCACCUUAGCAGAAAGAAAAAAGCAAAAGUUCAAAAGGCAGAGAAGAACAACGAGAUUGAGACAGAGGAUGAAUAUCUGUCUUUAGAUUCCGCAAGAAACUCCUUCUUUCAAGCUCUUAAAGGUACUAGAGACAAUUUUUUCAAAGUACAAAGCAAUUCACCUCACAUUUUGUGUAAGCAUUUUUUGUUCCUUUUUGUGGGUUUUUGGUUUGCAAAAUUCAUUGGAAUAGAAUGUCAAGAUGGGAGGUUUGGGUCGGGAUCUCUAUUGAAGAAACCAGACAGGCGAAGACCUGCUUCAUUAGAUCUAAACAAUGAUGUGGUAAAUACCUGUCAUUCUUCUUCUCCGCGUUUUGGAGUCAUGAAGAAGACUCCCAUUACGACUAGCCGAGUUGGUACAUUUCCAAGUCCAAGAACACCAAAUUAUCGUCAUUCCAAUAUUGGGAUUCAAAAAGGGUGGAGUUCAGAACGUGCGCAAUUAAAUACUGCAUUGCUGCCUUAUAAUAAUGGAAGGGCAUUACCUUCCAAAUGGGAAUAUGCAAAGAGGUGGGUUUUUAGCCAGGUCUCGAGAGCUGGUUCUGUUAGAAAUUCAUUACAGAAGCAGCAGAGGCGGCCUAAAACCAAAAUCGGGCCUCUUGGUCCUCCUGGUCUAGCUUACUAUUCAUUGUAUUCUCCUGCACCACCUGUUUUUUAAGGGAGGAAAUGGUGGUAAUCUGUUAGCCAAUUACCCUUUUUCAACCGGAGUGAUGACAAAUGAUGGUUUGCCAAUUCAUUGUGGAGGCAGCCGGGGCAGUGGAAACUUUCAUGCGUGGCAAGGUCCGUUAGUGUGCAUGGAUGCUCUGAAUUGGUCUGUUUAUCGACCUUGCUUAUUUCCCAAGGUACUGAUUUUUCUGAGUUCGUUGGGUUUUGCACCCUCACGUAUGACCUCUUUUGUGAUUUGCAUCCUUAUUUUAUAAUUUGCACCCUAACCUUCAACCUUUCUUGCAAAUAAAAGAAACUUACUCUUUUUUUAAAAAAAAUUCACGAGGGCAAAAUUGAAAUAUAAAUAUUUUUUUCUUCUGAAAAAAGGCACAAAACAAGAAAAACUGCUAAAUAAAAAUGAUUUUCUCUGUCAUUAUCAUGGAAUCAGGAUUCUUCCUAACUCCUUGAAGAUUAUGGGUAACUCAAGAAGCUUUAUGUCAAAACCACAUAAAAGUUUAGCCUCACAUGACAAUUUCAAACUACAACUCAAAUAUCCACUUUCCGCUUGACAGCUUUUGACAUUGCAUAUAUAAACUAGAUGAAUAAUGCCGAGGUACAUAAAAAUGCAUUGAUGAUUUUUUUGUUGUUGUUGGAUAAUCAAGUAAAAAUUUAAAAACUUUGAUGUGCUCAGUAGUUUGAUCAUCAAGUGCAUAACGAGGUCCUGAGGAAGUCCUAGCUGCCUCAAGAGUCAGGAGUUCCCAUUCUUGGGAUACCUAAGGAAAUCCUUGAAAAAGAUCAUAUAUGAAUUGACUAAAUAUAAUGACAAGCAAAGGGUAUUGUAGUACAGACCAAACGUGAAUAUGCUAACCAUAGUACCCUCAAGUAAAUUAGAUAAUAAUUGAAGAGACAUUCCCAACGAAAACAAUCAAGAAUCCUAUUCAGAUUAGUAUUCUUUGGGCAUGAAGGGCCAAUUGACAGUUUAUGUCUAUUGAGUUGAUGUAAAAACUUAGCUUAAGGAAACAUUUGUAGCAUUCUCAACCCCAUAUCAGCUUUGAAUGGUGAACUUGUAUUAUUAACACCUUUAAAUAGGAAACCAGUAUCCAUGAAUCCAAUUUGAAGGGAGUUUGAUAGUCCUCACAUAAUUUUUUUUUGUCUAUUUUAUUCCUAAUUAAAGUUUUAAUGACCUUACAAGCUUUCAUUCAUUUUAGUAAAAAAAAAAUUUAUACGAGCUUAUAUUAAAUAUCAUACAAAAAGUGAUGAGUCAUAAAAUAAGUGAUAGUGAUACAAUAGAAGAUCUUUAUCUAAUUAAAUUCAAAAUUUGUUCUCUUCUUUUAUGUGAAAAUAGUAAUAAGAGAGACCUUAUUUUUUAGUUCUUACAAGAAAUCGUUUGUCCAUUUUAUCUCUAAUUAAAGUUUUAAUAAUAAAAUUCCACCCAUAGAAGGAACAUCCAUAAAAUUAUUUGUUCAUCGGACCUUUUAAUUAGUUAAUUUAUCAGUUUUUUUUUUGUUUAAAUUCUAUGUUAUUUUUAAAAAAAUAUAUUUAUAUUCCAAUUUUGUCUUCGUGGAAAAUAUAGAAAAAGAGUAGUUUCAUUAUUUUACAAGCCUAGGGUGCAAAUCAUAAAAUAGAAUAGAAUAGGGUGUAAAUCACAAAAGAGGUCAUAUGUUAGGGUGCAAAGCGCAACGGACUCGAUUUUUCUUCCCAGUUGACUGCUUGUUUGCUUAAUGUAAAUAAUAUGUUACCUUACUAUUCAUUGCACAUUGAUUUGCGUUACAACAUCAUAAUAGUAAAAUGUAGCAUUCUUUUAGACGAUAAUUCCUAGAAGAAAGAGGUAAUAUGCAAGAAGAUUACAAAUAGAGCCCAUUGGUUAAUUGGUUGCAAUAUUUGAUUGUUCCUUUGAAAGAUUGAGACCUACAUUUCCACUAUUAAAAGCACAGCUUACUUCUAAGGUCUCUACCAAAAUGGUUAACCAGCUUUUUGGUUGGAGAUUUGAUGUCGCUGAAAGUGCACCCAUUUUCAUUAACGGGAUGCACUGUCAAGAAAAGUGACCAGAAAAAAAGAAACAAAAGUUCAUUUUCUGUUAUCAUUAGAAGUUUAGUAGUUAGAUAUAUGAUCAAGCUCAACUCAAAUUCCUUGAAUCUUUGCUACAGAUUGUUGUAGCUUUUUAUGUGCAAAUACCCCUCUGAUUGGCAUAAUGCUUUUUCCUUUAACUAAUUCAACAACCCUCUUCAGAUGUACUGCAACCAUACUUUGAUCUUGUGUAGCUAUUGUUAAAAAUUGCUUGAAGUUGUCCAAACACCUACUUGUGGGGAAGUUCCUACCUUUCAAAAUUGGCAGUGAUGAUAAUUUAGCCUUGAGAGAGAUGGGAGAAUCCUCAUCAUAUUUUAAGCCCAGAAAGGAAGAAUGAAACAUCGAAGAGAGGAUUUUCUGUAAAGGGUGGUUGCCCCAUCUCUUCAUGUCCAUGAUUUCUUCUCAAUUAAUUGAAAACCAAGAGUAUUUUCAGAAGAAAAAAGAACAAGAAUAUUGAUUUUCGUAUGUAUAUAUAUAUUUGGUUAACUUCAUUUAAGCCAGCAGAUGGACCAUUGUAAUACCAUUAAAAUGCUUAUUCCAUUCAUAAUUUGGUGUAUUACCCCUCUUUAAUGUGUCAUUAUUUAUUUUCGUAACUUUUAGAUUUCCAUAAACCUUAUGUUACAGUGAACUCUUUGUACUUGUACUAACUAAUGUUGUUCUUAAUUUA